This is a messenger RNA of Schistocerca serialis cubense, 1888 nucleotides long. It is a transcript of the gene Oli, whose product is annotated as class E basic helix-loop-helix protein 23. The record is from RefSeq and is a predicted model, not a curated record. The transcript is spliced from 3 exons. Lineage: Eukaryota; Metazoa; Arthropoda; Insecta; Orthoptera; Acrididae. Gene Ontology annotation, molecular function: protein dimerization activity. The coding region runs from base 517 to 1260 and encodes 247 amino acids.
GAUCUUAAUAUCUUGUCUGCCAGAGAGCUACUAUUUUGUGGUGACUUGAUUUUUGUCAUCUCUCUGACAGAGGAUUUGGCAUCUGCUGUGGUGGAGUAUGCAUGCUUGACAAAGCAAGUUUAGCAGAUGUGCCUUUGAUAGGUGCUUUCUUGUUCCUGGGUUUUCAAGUACUGUUAGGAAUAAUUCACUGAAUUUAGCAGCCAAUGAUUUUUAUUACACACAAUCUCUCUUGCAGCUAUUGUCAUCAUGGAAAUGAAUAUCAUGUACAUUAUUGAGCUUAUUGCUUCAAUACCUAAUAAUUUUCCAAAUAAUCCUUGCUUUGUUCAUGAAAUUUUGAUUUUUUUCCUCCAUUGUUCUUGGUUUUUGUCUUUUUGCCACCCACUCCAGCUCCUCCGGUGGUAAAUUCUGCAACAUGAAAGGCAGUGCAACAUAUGAAAUAACACAUGUUGUUGCAACAGGUGCAGCAACCCUUUAUUUCAUGACCAUUGCCAGAUAACAAAAUGAGGUUUUUCAGAAAUGAUGGUACACACAGGUUAUGUAAUUUUCUUAGCAACAGAAAUAUUUAUACAAGUAGGUUUUUUUUUUAAAUGGAAUGGUAUACUUUUUAAUGGCAUUCAAACGCUGUUUAAAAUAUGGGUACAGCAUUACAGUGCUUGUUAUAUCUGGGAUUUAAUCCUUUCACAAAAAGACUCAGAUGGUGUUCUACAACUAAAAGCCACAGCAGCUAGCAUCAGCUACUGUCAGCAACAAGGUAGAGUUACACUACUAAGGUCACAUCACCAUCAGCAACACCAAAAUCAACAGCAACAACGUGGGAACAUUCCAGGGAUCCCCAAUAAUGGUGUAGGUGUCUCCUCUGGGGCUGCCAACAAAGCCAAAGCCCGCCAGGGAAAGCUGGUGCGGCUGAACAUCAAUGCACGUGAGCGACGGCGGAUGCAUGAUCUUAAUGAUGCCUUGGAUGAACUUCGUAGUGUCAUCCCCUAUGCACAUUCACCAUCAGUCCGGAAGCUGUCCAAGAUAGCCACUCUACUAUUGGCUAAAAACUAUAUACUAAUGCAGGCAAAUGCCCUUGAUGAGCUUCGACGGCUGGUGGCAUGGCUUCAGGCUCAGGCUGGGAGCCUGUAUGAGCUGCCUCCUGGAUUCCCUACAACACCCACUGACAACAAACUGCAGAGGCAAGCAGCAGCAGCUGCCGCUGCUGCAGCUGCCGUCUCUACCUCAUCAGGUUCACCUGCUCCUAGACCAGCAGUCAGUGGAUAGGACCCAAUAUAAGUGGAUCUGAGUGGACUCAUAGGUGGUGCACAGUACUUUCUUUUUGGAUUCAAGGCUCAUACAAUGGACAAUUUGAAUUUAGUGUAAUGUUGGCAAAUAGCAGUGAUAGCUGUAUGAUGAAGUACCAUUGUAAGUGGCCCCAGGAAAUGGUGCUCUCAAUAGAAUUUUUAAAACUGUGGAAAUGGAAUACAUCUAGGAGGCAAUAAAAUAGUGGUAGGUAUAUUUUUAUUAGGAAGUGUUCAGUUGAUACACUCAUAUUUUGCUGAAGCCUACGUGGGACAUCAUUUAAAUCUGAUAACUUUGUAGGAGUGAAGAAUGGGACAGCUAUUUUUGUGUUAUCACUCUGAUGAAUCCACAACUGUGCUCAGAAAAUUCUGAAAGCAGUAUUUUCAAUCUAUAAGCUGGUAGUGUAUUACUAUGAUAAUUUCUAAAAGUACUGUCAGGGCACUGGCUGUGACUUUGUCGCACAUGUUUUAGAUAAGAUGUAAAUAUUUAGUACCUACUCAAUUGCAGUAUUCUAUACAAUGUAAUGCUCUGCUUAAGUCUUUGUAACUGCCUGGCACUGUCAUGAAUGUACCUGGUACAGUAAACAUUGCAAAAAUAUAGCCAGAAUAUA